This is a messenger RNA of Hemiscyllium ocellatum (epaulette shark), 1847 nucleotides long. It is a transcript of the gene mgat2, whose product is annotated as alpha-1,6-mannosyl-glycoprotein 2-beta-N-acetylglucosaminyltransferase. Bases 512 to 1819 code for a protein of 435 amino acids. Lineage: Eukaryota; Metazoa; Chordata; Chondrichthyes; Orectolobiformes; Hemiscylliidae. Gene Ontology annotation, biological process: oligosaccharide biosynthetic process; protein N-linked glycosylation. Gene Ontology annotation, molecular function: alpha-1,6-mannosylglycoprotein 2-beta-N-acetylglucosaminyltransferase activity. The record is from RefSeq and is a predicted model, not a curated record. The transcript has a single exon. Gene Ontology annotation, cellular component: Golgi membrane; Golgi stack.
GGGCUCUGGGUGACGGUUGGCAGAUGUUGGAGAGCGCGAGGCCGCCGUCGGCAACGGCCGGGAGGGGGUGGCGAGGUGAGGUACCAUGUCGGUGUCGGUUCAAAUCGGGAGGCGGAGAGGAGAGCGGAGGCCGAGCACCAUCGGAUGACAGAGAAGGACGGCCUGCCACCUCAUACCCAUAUCCUUCCCUCCAGGAAACGGAUAUCCUCCCCUUGGCCUGCUGCACCUUCCAUCCGCUUUCUUCCGGGAGCCGUCCUCCCCGCCAGUCCCCGGCCCGGAGUCUGCGACCCUCGGUCUAAAUUGUUGCGGCCGCGCCGGCUGGCAAUGGUCCCGUGUAGGAUCGCAGUGUGCCUGAAACUAGGCUGCUGAGAGUGCGGCCGAUCUGUAUACGGUAACAGGGAGCUCGUUCCCCUCACAGCCAGCCGGUCUGUAUUGUGUGUAGUUUGUUAUUGUCAGCAGCAGCUCCGCUGUCGGUCACGGAACGGGCAUCGCCGCUUCCUCGACGGUCAACAUGAGGUUCCGCAUUUACAAGAGGAAAGUGCUGCUGCUGGCUCUCGUCAUGCUGCUCGCCGCCUUCGUCUUGUGGACCGGCGGAAAGCAGAGGAAAAACGAAGCUUUUCCGAGGGAAGACCAAACUUCACGGAGCAGCGGGAAAGCGGGCGCCGGGAACCCGACCAGGAAAGUUUCCAACGAGUCGCAGGCGAGCAAGUUCGAAAAGCCUGAGGUCGACAACCUGACCCUGGUGUACCGCGGCAUCGUUUUCCAGCUGAACUUUGACCAGACCAUCAGAAACCAGGAGACCGCUAAGUCUCGAUCCCCCAAUGAUUUAGUGGUGGUGGUCCAAGUGCACAACAGACCGGAAUACCUGCAGAUCCUCGUCAAUUCGCUCAGAAAAGCCAAAGGAAUAGAGAACGUUCUGCUGAUCUUCAGCCACGACUUCUGGUCCCCGCAGAUCAACCAGAUCGUAGCUAGCGUCGAUUUUUGCCAAGUGUUACAAAUAUUUUUUCCAUUCAGUAUCCAGUUGUAUCCCAACGAAUUCCCUGGACACGAUCCCAGAGAUUGCCCUCGUGACAUAAGCAAAGCGAAUGCUUUCAAGCUGGGCUGUAUCAAUGCUGAGUAUCAAGAUUCAUUUGGCCAUUAUCGAGAAUCCAAAUUUUGUCAGACCAAACAUCACUGGUGGUGGAAGUUGCAUUUUGUUUGGGAAAGAGUAAAAGUUUUGGAAGAUCAUAAGGGGUUAGUGCUUUUCAUUGAAGAGGACCAUUAUUUAUCACCUGAUUUCUAUCAUGUCAUGAAAAAUAUGUGGCAUCUGAAGACUGAAAGUUGCCCUGAUUGUGACAUAUUGACCCUUGGUACAUAUACACGUGUCAGUGAUUUCACAGAUAAAGCAAGUAAAGUGGAAGUGAAAACCUGGCGAUCAACAGAACAUAACAUGGGCAUGGCUAUGACUAGAGAGACAUAUCAAAAACUGAUAGAGUGCACAGAUGCUUUCUGUGAAUAUGAUGACUACAACUGGGACUGGACAUUACAGUAUUUAACCGUAUCCUGUCUGCCUCGGUAUUGGAAAGUUAUGGUCUGUGAGGCUCCUCGUAUUUUCCAUGCUGGUGAUUGUGGCAUGCAUCACAAGAAAGCUUGCAUGCCAUCUGCUGAAGUUGCUAAAAUUGACAAGAUUAUAAGUAGCAACGUACAGCACUUGUUUCCAGAAACAAUGGCAAUAAGUGAAAUAUAUCCUUUGGCUGCAAUUGGCCCACAUGUGAAGAAUGGAGGUUGGGGAGAUAUUAGGGACCAUGAACUUUGUGCAAGUUACCGCCGGCUACAAUAAUUAUGUGAUAAAUCUCUAUAUAAGAUCA